Molecule: messenger RNA, 420 nt
Organism: Aspergillus pseudotamarii
Lineage: Eukaryota; Fungi; Ascomycota; Eurotiomycetes; Eurotiales; Aspergillaceae
Exons: 1
Coding region: 238-405 (55 amino acids)
Source: RefSeq, a predicted model, not a curated record
AUGGAAAGAAUGCACACAACAUUGCCAUACUGAGUAGAGUCUAUCCUUCGUCUACCUACACUGCUCCUAUCUCGCUACCAGCACAUUCACAUACUCAUUAUAUCCUUCCUAUCGAGGAUCAUCCUAGAUGGAUAUAGCCACUGUCUAUCCCAUGAUCCAAACCAAACUACCACAUUAGUCCUAGUUCAUACCUAACUUCACAAAUGACAACUAUGCAUAAACACGCACUACGCAUCGAUGCCGGAACCUACUGACAGUUCCCCAAACCCUCAAAAACCAAAAACUCCCUAUCUGCAAAAAAACACCCCUCCGGCCAAAACUGCAAAAAAACGAUCUCAGAAACGUCAUGUUACAUUAUCCAUGUUUCAGUGGAACCUUGCAAUAUCGGAGAAGAAGACCCCCUAAACAGCAGAAAGGACC